Messenger RNA from Anoplophora glabripennis (Asian longhorned beetle), 1187 nucleotides. Its product is annotated as polygalacturonase-like. Gene Ontology annotation, cellular component: extracellular region. Lineage: Eukaryota; Metazoa; Arthropoda; Insecta; Coleoptera; Cerambycidae. The record is from RefSeq and is a predicted model, not a curated record. Gene Ontology annotation, biological process: pectin catabolic process. Bases 43 to 1128 code for a protein of 361 amino acids. Gene Ontology annotation, molecular function: polygalacturonase activity. The transcript has 2 exons.
CUUCCACUGAUUGAUUCGACAAACAGCACUCGAAAGUAUAAAAUGGGGCAUUUUUUAGCGCUGUUCGUCCUACUACUCACAGCAGUAGCCUGCCAUUCGGCAUCACAAAACGUCACUGCUGUUUCCUGUACCAUUUCAAAAUACAACGCUGACCACAUCAAAAACGCCCAAAAGGAAUGUUCUGAAAUCAUCAUCGACGGAAUAAUCGUACCAUAUGGAGUAAGUUUGGAUCUAACCGGGCUUCAACCAGGUACCAAGGUGAUAUUUCAAGGUACCACUGUAUGGCAGUACACAGAAUGGGAAGGACCGUUAAUUAAGAUCAAAGGAACGAAUGUGGAGAUCACCGGUGCCGACAAUCACGUGCUCGACGGCAGAGGUGCCCUGUGGUGGGAUGGUUUGGGAGGAAAUGGAGGUAAAGUCAAGCCGAAGUUUUUGAGGGUAACUGUAACUAACUCCGUUGUUCGCAAUUUGUAUAUUAAAAAUGCCCCUAAGAAUGCAGUCUCAGUUAAUGGUUGCAUCGAUUCCGUGAUUGAAUAUAUAACCGUCGACGAUAAGGAUGGUGACAAGAAUAAGGGCGGUCACAACACUGACGCAUUUAACGUUAAUUCCUGCAACAACAUCACCAUACAGCAUUGCACCGUUUACAACCAAGACGACUGCAUGGCGAUGAACUCUGGACAAAACACCUACUUCUUAAACAACUACUGCUCUGGUGGUCAUGGUAUUUCUAUCGGUUCCGUAGGCGGUGGUAGUGAAGUUAAAGGAGUAUUUGUCGACGGUUGCCAAAUCGUCGAUUCCGACAACGGAAUCAGGAUUAAAACCAAAUACGGGGAAACAGGAUCCGUGUCCGACAUCACCUACCAAAAUAUAGUCCUGAAGAACAUCCAUAAAUACGGCAUCAUCAUGCAAGGGGACUAUGGAUCUAAAGAAGGUGUACCUACUGGUGGUGUGCCUAUUUCCCAUGUGACUCUAAAGAAUAUUUCAGGCACCGUUGACAAAGGGGGAGCUAACAUAUACAUUCUUGUAGAAAAUGCAUCGGAUUGGCAUUUUUCUGACAUUAACGUGACUGGUGGGGAAAAGAAAGUGAGUUGCAAAGGAAUCCCAGCAGGAACUGGAGUCUCCUGCUGAUUUUAUACAUUACCAAUGUUUAUAUUGCAAGAAAAUAAAUAAUGAUAAUAGUAACGUUA